This is a messenger RNA of Strongylus vulgaris, 219 nucleotides long. The record is from the annotation of a GenBank genome assembly. NCBI's taxonomy places the organism in Eukaryota, Metazoa, Nematoda, Chromadorea, Rhabditida, Strongylidae.
CGACGGGAUGGAGAGCGUGAUCUGGUGCGUCGUGCAGAAGAUCGAGAGCGUUCGCGUCUAUCACGAGGUGAAAACGACUUCACAGGAGAACGAGAGCGAGUGCGCGAUCCCGAUCUUGACAGCGUUCGCGACAUUGACCUCUCGCGCUGGAACGAAAAAGGCCAAUUUUGUUGACAACUUUUUUUGCCAUACAACCACGAAACCAACUUCACCCUAGAC